AUAAUCCUCAGCAUCAGUAACUACGUAGAGAGGGUGUUUAGGAACCAACUGGUUCGUCUAUGCAACAGGGGGAAUAGUUUAGUGUGAGGUUGCGUGCCUGAAGGAUGGUUGGACAAUGUUCAGUUUUCACAAGCCAAAGACCUACAGAAGUGCAGAUGGCUGCUGCAUAUGCAAGGCAAAGUCAUCCAGCUCACGGUUUACGAGCAGCGAGAGAUACGAGAGGCACUUUGCAGCCUGCUUCCAGGUAACAGAAGAGCGCGUAGGCGACAUAUGCAAUGCGUGCGUUUUGCUGGUGAAACGCUGGAGAACGCUACCAAAGGACUGCAAGCGACACUGGAAUCAUGUCGUUGAUGCAAGAGCUGGCCCUGGGACCAAAAACUCGCAGAAGAUAGGCAAAGUGAAAAUCACAACGAAAAUUAAGGAAAAGGCUGCGAAACUAAAGAGACAACAGGCCAAAGAGCUACUGCGUCUUUCCAAACAGAAAGCUAGAGAGCCGAGUCCCGAACUGUCUGAUGAUGUUGCAGGUGACGAUGAAGAGCGCGUGUUGUCACCGAGCCCGACACCGAGCGAGGAAUCAGAGGAGUCAAACUCGGCACCGGCGAGGCGCUCUCGCAAACGCGCUAGGAGGAAAGCGCCACAGCGGGCGGAGCCUCGGUCCACGAUGCAGUUCAGCUCUUUUCUUGACAUGAGUUACUGGCAAAGGACGGAUAUUUGUUGUGGAACCAUUUUCAAAGGCCCGUGUGGAACGGUGCUUGUUGACCCAACACUCCUACAUCCCUGCAGACUGUGCCAAAAGCCCGUUGCGAGUGCAGAUUCAAGCAAUUCAAACUCCACCAAGUACGAACGUGAAAACAUGGAUAACACAGUACAGAGUGACAGUGGGGCCAGACAAACGAUCAACGAAACAUCUGAGGAGGUGAGCAGUGAUCACGAGGACGUAAUUUCUCCACCCAGCAGUCCCUGGACAAACAUAGAUCUAGGUAUGGCUGGGAAGUCAACCGCAUUUGCCCCCAUGUUAGGUGCAUGUUAGAAAUGUCAGUUUAUGCUGAUCACCACUUCAUAGGCCAAUUGGCCGUGUAUAGGUGCGUGUAAAAAUUACCUAGUGAUUUUGUAAUGUUUCAUGCAAUCACUUUUAUACCAUGUCCCCCAAAUAAUUUUUAACAGUGUUUCAGCACUUUUUAUACAGCUUAAUUGUCUCGUUAUUGAUCCUUUUUUUACAAUUAAAUAGAGAAAUGAGACUUUUAUAGUAACAGUGUAAUCAAUAAGUGGUAUAAUUAUGAUGAAAAUGAAACCUUCCAAGAUAUUUUUGGUCCCAUUCAUCACGUUAUUGGAAAACCAAUGGAAAUGUUUACAUAUCAUGCAUCACUGUGAACAAUUAUUUGGAGGAAACAGUGUGCCAUUAAUGGUGCCUAUAGACAAGGUAAAAUUGUGCAUGUAUGUGUUUAAUACGUUUUAUUAAUUGCAUUUUUGUAUUUACAUGUGGAUUAUUAAAUUAAUUAAACUAUAAAUUUUCUAUCAAAGAUUUUAGCUGAUACCAUAAGAUGCAUCGUUAUCUGUUGUGGGGGCCAAAUUGUUGGAGAUACAUGGUUGUGCUCGUUACUUUAUGAAAAUGUUUCCUUUCAUAAAGUUUUGAAAUAUUUAUGUGUAUCGAGUCAUUUUCUAUGAAUUUUAUAAUUAUGUGCUUGGAACAUUUAUCCACGUAUAAGAAGAAUCUAGAACAGCACAAUUGUUAUAGAAAGUUGUAUAUACUGAAAUAGUUUGAAGAUAAAGUACAUUAAUAUUAUUUAUUCUUAUAUACAGGCAUUGCCAUGAUCUCUUAUAUCAUUAACUUUCUACCUCCCUUCAUCUCUCCCUUCCCACUUCGCUUUCUGUCAUUUUUCCCGUUCUUUUUAUACGUACCCGUAAUGAAAUCUCAGGUUUUUGAGUCUCAUUAUUCUUUUACAAAAUGUAAUAUUACACUCUAAAGUUGCUUUUCUCUAAACAAGGUAUAUUAUUACUAUUUGGCAGCUAAGUACUGCAUCAGAAGAUCAUCUGCAUGGCUUUCUGUUAAAAAUAUGCAUUCAUCAUUUUCAGUAGCCUCAGUUAAGCAAUGAUUAUAAAUCUGUGCAUUUUAUGUUGUUAUGUCCUUUUAGUGUUCUCUUGUUCUAGUAAGAAAUUAGGUUACUUAAUGAAGAAGUUUGCCAAAAUUGAGGAACUUGCCAAAUAGAUUUCUACUUGCCAACAAUCUUCUUGCUCUAAUCAGUGCUUUUAUUUUCCAUGUGCAUUUUUAGUAUGCUGUUGAUAUUUACAUACAGCGAUUUUAGUAAUUACGAAGAUGAGAAUUUGUUAUGUGACAUUUUUUUUAUAGGGGAAUGUUUUUGAGACCUUUUGUCGAUGAUUUGUCAAACCAAAGGUUGAUGCGAGUUUUAUAGACACAUUGUUCAGGGCAUAGAAUACAUAGUUCGAUGAAACUGACAUGCGAAGUAUUUAUUCUAAUGAAGUUGUAAGUUAUAUUGUACACCUGUGUGAAGCUUUGCUGUAGUGACAUGAGAUUUUGUAAGAGUUGCCAAAUUGCUGUGCUGAAACUUUCCAUUUUUGUGAUCAUGUGUAAAUUCAGCAGAUAUGGCAUCUCUGGAAAUCGUGUAAAAACGUUUAAAUUCAUGUUUACAUUACAAAUCUACGUAUGCUAAAUGUAUUUGCAAAUGUUUACACGUGUACAGACGCUGUUGCAAAGUGAAUGUGCUAUCACGAGUUGAACGAGAGAAUUAUCUCUGGUUUCAUGCUGCUCUUGGUGAUAUUUUCCUACAGCAAUGGCCUUUUUAAUCAUUUUAUUUUUGUAUAAAACUGAAAUGUGUCACGUAUGAGUAGUGGUUGUCAGUGCUUGCUUAAAGAUAUAACUUAGGAUAAUGUGAAUAAAUAAACUAAUAGCGGCAUUGGAACCAACGGAUCAACUAACGUUUAUAGGUUUCUUUGUAGCCAACUUAAUAAAUGUAGAUUAUGAUUGUCAGUUUUCGUUUAUUGUAAAUGCUACAACAACUAUAUAGUUGCUUGAGCAUUGCCGCAAAUUUUGAAUGGAUCCUUUUAUGCUGAGUAGCUUUAUGCAUAUAUAGGGAUUAAAAACAUGAAGCGUUGCCAUUAGUAAACUUGUGUAUAUUAAACUUAGUUGAUUAGUUAAUGAAUUGUUUAUGGUAGAUUUGAGUGCUGUUUUUCUGACAGAUGUUGAUUAAUUACCAAGUCUUUGAGUGUUGGAAGUCCACACACUGCUACACGUGUUUGUGGUUCGUAUUCUAUUGUCACUGUGCUGUCAAUGUUAUCAAUGCUAUUGAAAUAUCACCAUUUUCGUAAAGUGCCUAUGUGGACUGUGAAUCCAACUCCCAGCUUCUUCUAAUUUUACUGACAGAAUUCAUUAUUUGUGUGUAAACUGAAAUCAAUUGCAGCCGCAUCCAAAUACAGAAAAUUGGUGAAUUUCCAGCAUUUUUUUAGAUGUGAUUUUAGAUUGUACGACUAAUGUAAUGUGUAGGUAGACCUCACCAUUCACCCAUGUAUAAUAGAAUAAAGGAUGCAAGUAUGAAUAAAAGCUACAUUUUAGUGGGAAUAUUUUGUAGUAUGGGUUGGGACAUUUGGUGCAAAUAAACUAACAUUAGUAUAUUUGGUACCAUGAUCGCAGCAAGGAAACCUCCUAUUGCAGAGGAAGGGACAUAGUGCAAAUAUGAAAUGGAAUAGCAUAGGUUGAAUGAUUUGCUGUAGUAUAGUUUGUGAAGGUAAAUUUGAUUAGUGUUUCAAACAGUGUCAUUAAUCUCACAGCUAACAUUGCACAGUACUCUAUUAGUAAAUAAAUAUUUUUGAAAAAGUUUAAAAUA
Messenger RNA from Priapulus caudatus, 3839 nucleotides. RefSeq names its product protein FAM60A-like. The transcript is spliced from 6 exons. Bases 116 to 1030 code for a protein of 304 amino acids. NCBI's taxonomy places the organism in Eukaryota, Metazoa, Priapulida, Priapulimorpha, Priapulimorphida, Priapulidae. Gene Ontology annotation, biological process: negative regulation of cell migration. The record is from RefSeq and is a predicted model, not a curated record.